UGCCCGGGGAGGUCCGGCAGGUUACUUGCGCAGCAACUUAACGUACCUACCUAGGUACCUAUGGACCUUAGGUAGGCGUAGGUAGUACAUACUCAUAGGUACCUGGUAGCAGAGGUAGGUACCUCCUAAUGCCGAUACUCGGACGGGGUGGGGAGCUUCCCAGAUGCCGCGUCCUGGCCCGUGUCUCUCCGUCCUUAUCAGCCUGCGCGACCAAAGACAUCUAGCAAUGGUGUGAUAAGAACCCUGUAUUUCGGCAUCUCUCCGACGUCCCGCCGCUUCAGGGCAUCGUAGCCAAUGCUAUAGGGGUAAGAAUACCGACAACAUCAUGAUCGCGUCACGACUAGCUCUGGUGGCCGGUGCUCUAUCGGCGAGUGCCUUUGCCCGUUUAAUUUAUCACGACGACGGCCCCAGAGUCCAGGGACGUGGCCCGACAGCAGACUUGAAAUGCGAUAUUCCGGCCGUAUUAGAUCCAUCGGGAGAUGGGUUACCAGCUGCUCGAGAUAUCUUUUCUAGCCACGAGGCACUGCUGCUCCAGGUCGAGAGGCACUCUACGAUUGUCAAGAUACCUUCCAUCUCGUACGAUGACAAUGGGGAGCCCGGCGAGGACCCAAGAUGGGACGUUUUUUACCACCUCCACGCCGCCUUUGCCCAGCUGUAUCCCAACGUUCAUCGCCGGAUGGCCCGCGAGACGGUGAAUACGCUUGGCCUGGUAUACACAAUCAAAGGAUCGGAAACUUCGCUCAAACCCCUCUUGCUUGCAGCGCAUCAGGACGUGGUUCCCGUUGCUGACGCCUCAACCUGGACGUAUCCGCCAUUUUCGGGCUACUUCGAUGGGCAGUGGCUGUGGGGACGGGGGGCGUCGGACGAUAAGAAUAGCCUGACUGGUCUCUUGUCCGCCCUGGAAGCGUUGUUGUCGAAUUCUGCCUGGGUGCCGAGACGAACGAUAAUUGUCGCACUGGGAUUCGACGAGGAAUCCUCGGGUCACCGGGGCGCCGGUCACAUCGGUCCAUACCUAGAAAAGUUGUAUGGCCCCGAUUCGAUAGCUCUGAUCCUGGACGAAGGUGGGAUAGGCCUAGAACUGCUCGGCGACGACACGCUAUAUGCGCUCCCUGCCGUCACGGAGAAAGGCCAUGUCGACAUCUGGCUAGAACUAUACGUCAACGGAGGGCACUCGUCGAUCCCAUUCCCCCAUACAGGCAUUGGUAUCAUUGCCGAGAUCGUUAACGAAUUAGAAUCCAACCCGUGGGAGCCCAAGCUCAUCAAGGAUUCACCCAUCUAUAACCACUUCGUCUGCCAGGCCAAGUACUCGCCCGAGGCGGCGCCCAAGAUUACCGAGCUGAUCAAGCGAGGAGACUUGGAGGUGUUGGCUUCGGAGCUGGCAACGAUCGAUCGGCCGACGCAGUACCGCAUACAAACCUCGCAGGCUGUCGACUAUUUCCACGGAGGGGUGAAGAUCAACGCUAUGCCGGAGUAUAUUAAGGUCGGCGUCAAUCACCGCAUCGCUCCCCAGGACUCCAUAGCCUCGGUCAAAGCCAACAUCCUCAAGCGGAUUCAGCCCGCAGUGAAGAAGUUUGACUUGACCGUCAGUGCGUUCAAAGGGGAAGACCACAACCCCGACAUCGAACUGGCAGAGAUCGGCAAGGGUGGUGCUGUAGACCCGAUGUAUGAAGUCGAUUACAACGGCACACUCAUUCUCACGUCGUCGCAGCCCACUUUGGCGGCUCCGAUCGCGCCCGCAUCCGGGCCCGUUUGGGACGUCUUCUCGGGGACGAUUCAAUACAGCUUCGCUUUCGAGGGUGGUAAGGUCAUCCCGGUGGGUGAACUGAUGAACGGAAAUACGGAUACCCGUCAUUAUCUCAACUUGACUAGUCAUAUUUACCGUUGGACGCCCACUCGGCAGGGGCACUCUGCCAAUGCCCACACGGUGGAUGAGCGGAUUGACAUGGAUUCGCACAUGGAAGCCUUGAGAUUUUAUUACGACCUGAUCAGGAACUUUGAUGCGUCGGAUGCGGCGCCGUUGGAGAAGCAGGUCGAUAUCGGGGAGUUGUAAAUGCCUGUGUGCGCGUGUGCCUGUUCACAUACCUAUCUAGGUAGUUCCCCACAUAGGCAAUUCGUAUCU
Molecule: messenger RNA, 2119 nt
Organism: Durotheca rogersii
Lineage: Eukaryota; Fungi; Ascomycota; Sordariomycetes; Xylariales; Xylariaceae
Product: carboxypeptidase S
Exons: 5
Coding region: 326-2050 (574 amino acids)
Cellular component (GO): fungal-type vacuole lumen
Molecular function (GO): metallocarboxypeptidase activity
Source: RefSeq, a predicted model, not a curated record